This is a messenger RNA of Calidris pugnax (ruff), 2892 nucleotides long. RefSeq names its product caspase-10-like. Gene Ontology annotation, biological process: negative regulation of extrinsic apoptotic signaling pathway via death domain receptors; proteolysis. The transcript is spliced from 10 exons. Gene Ontology annotation, molecular function: protein binding. Bases 355 to 1908 code for a protein of 517 amino acids. The record is from RefSeq and is a predicted model, not a curated record. NCBI's taxonomy places the organism in Eukaryota, Metazoa, Chordata, Aves, Charadriiformes, Scolopacidae.
GCAGGUUCCCGCGGCCGCCGCUCGCCGUGGGAGCCCACCCGCCCGCCGGCAGCGGUGCGGCGCUCCGCGGACGUGCCCACAAACCCCUUCUCCCGGAUUGACUUGAUCCCGCUUUCCGCACCCGCUGUCGGGGAUGCCGCCGCCUCCUUCCCGCACGGCCUCGGGCUGGCAGCGCCUCCGGCUCCGGCGGGGAGGAGCGGGGUGGUGACUCAGCAGGCGGGCGCGCACCGCCGGCUCUCGGCUGGCGGGGAAAUAAACCGGGAAGCGCCGAGCGCCGCCCCGAGAGUAGCUGCCGAGAGAGGGAUCGGGGUCGGAAUUCGCCGAAGAGACCGAGAGACUGUUGGUUCCAGCAACAUGGAGGAUGAUGCCAGCCUGAAGUUCCGUCAGCAGCUUCUGCUCAUUGAUGAAAAUCUGGUGGCUGAAGAUGUAGCAGCUCUAAAAUUUCUCUGUACUGACUUGCUCCCCUUCAAGAAACUAGAGAAUGUGAAGUCAGCAGUGGACAUCUUUCAGCUUCUUAUGGCUGAAGACUAUCUGAAUGAGGAAGAUACUUUCCUACUAGCUGAACUCUUAUACAGAAUGAAAUGUCACUCCUUGCUCAAGAAGCUUGGUUAUACCAAGGAGAGAGUGCAAGAAUGUCUGCACGAAAAGGGAAGAGUGUCUCCGUACAGGCAGAUGCUGUACGAAUUGUCAGAGAACAUUACCGAUGACAUGUUGAAGGAUAUCAUAUUCCUCCUGCAAAACUGUCUUCCAAGGCGACGGUUAAGUCUUUCUGCUCUGGAAUUGCUGAUUUUAUUGGAAAAACAGGGCCUUUUAACUGAAAACAAUGUACAGAUGCUGGAGGACAUCUGUAUGAAUGUUUCACCUGAUCUCCUGGAAACAGUAAACUGCUACAAAAGGGCAAAAGUGUCUCUGCCGCAGCAGGAGAGCACUCUGCCAAUUAAGGAAUCUUCACUGUUUCACACUGCACACGUGACAGUAUUCACCUCCCCACAGGAGACCUCGAUCAAAUCUGUCGGUUCUAAUAUCAAUGACAACAAAGCAGCUAAUCUUACACAAGGUUUCUCUGAAAUGAACCUGGAGCUGCCUGGAGAAUUCAGCAAUGUGGAAAAUGAAUCCAAGAAGAUCACAAGCUACAAAAUGGAUGGCCUUCGCAGAGGAUUUUGUCUUGUUAUUAAUAAUGUUAAGUUUGAUGGGUCCCUUCAGGAGAGGAAAGGUUCUUGCAGAGAUGCUGAGGAACUGGAACGCGUAUUCACAUGGCUUGGUCUGGUUGUCGAGGUUUACACAGAUCAGACAUCCUGGCAGAUUAAAGAACUCAUGCAAACUUGGCAGCGUUGGCAAGACCAUAAAGACAGUGACUGUUUUAUAUGUUGUAUUCUAUCUCAUGGAGAGUCAGGAGCGAUCUAUGGGAAAGAUGAGGAACUUGUAUCAAUUCGCACGAUCAUGUCCCACUUCACUGCCAGUCAAUGUCCACUACUGGCUGAAAAACCCAAACUCUUCUUUAUCCAAGCAUGUCAGGGUAAAGAGAUACAGCGUCCUGUCUAUGUUGAAGCUGAUGCACGAAAUCCUGACUUGUCUUUCACACAACGGAGCAUUUCUCCUUCUGAAAGUAUUCCUGAAGAGGCCGAUUUCCUCCUAGGCAUGGCCACAAUUGAUGGAUAUGCCUCCUUCCGGCACAUUGAACAGGGUACUUGGUAUAUCCAGGCCCUGUGCAGCAAGCUACAGUUGUUGGUACCAAGGGGUGAAGAUAUUUUGUCGAUUCUUACGGAAGUUAAUGAAGAUGUGGGCAGACGUGUUGACCGCUUGGGGACAAAGAAGCAGAUGCCCCAACCAGCAUAUACCUUAAGAAGAAAAUUUAUAUUCCCAAUACCUCAAAAGCCUCCUCCUUCACAGCAACACCGAGGAUUUUAAAAUGCAUCCUUUUAUCAGCACAUCUCAUUUAAAUGCAAUUCACCGUACUACCUGUUUUAAGGCAAUUACCCAGAAUCCUGAGGAACUAUUAGCUUCCAGGCAAGGCCUCAUAAAUUUAUUGCCAAACAAAUUGUGAAACUGAAGGAGACACAAUUAAAGCAAUCCACGUGCCAGCUAUUUACAUCACCUAUAUAUUCAGAGUUAUCAGAGCUGGGAGAAGCAGGCUUCUGUCAUGUUAAACAUUUUUGUACCUGCACAGACUGCAGAUACAAAAGUUUUUCUGACAGCAUAAGGGUUGCAUGUAGCCUUCUGUAUCUAAACCAGGAUUGUUAAUGGUCUGAUUUAGGCUCAUUGGGUUUUACUUUUCAGGCUAACAGUUUUAAAUACUGCCUCUAAAUCCACGAUCUAUGUUCACAGAGAAAGACAAAGCUGGGAAUGAAGGGAACGCUUAAGUACGAAGUGGAAAAGGAUUUUUUCCAUCUGUAAUUUAAAUUACAUUUAACUUAAUGGAGAACCAGUUAAUUAUUGAAAUCAGUAAUUUGUUGCACAGUGCACACUGUCACUGUCUAAUGGCUAGCAUGAAGCUCAUGUACAAUGAGAUCUUUCUCAAACUGAGUAAAGCCAAAAUGCUGUGUAUUCACAGUAUUCCCUCUGUGAAGGAUUGUGAACUGUCAUUUCCCCAUUACUUCUGUGAAGAAAAUUUAGCAUAGAAGAUCUGCAUGGUAUGAAAUACGGCAUUCAGCCAUGUACCUGUAUAGGUUUAUCGGAUUAACUUUGUUAAGCAUUACAUUUUCUGAUUUUUGUUUCUUGUUUUUAAGAUCUAAAAUACAGCUGUAUGAGAAGCAAAGCUGCUUGUUGAUUAAGCUUCUAACAGCAUUUUGUGACUUACCUGAAAUAAUGUCAUAUCGUUUUGUUGUGAGCAUUUACUAUGUACGUCUGUCUCCUUCCUGUUUGUUACUGCAUUAAAUUUGUACUUCUUUUUAA